AUGUUGAUAUACUUUUUGUUGUUUGUCUCGGUGGCUGGACUUGAGAAUGGGCUGGCUCGGCUGCCUCCAAUGGGCUGGAUGUCAUGGACAAGGUUCUACUGUCAGAUCGACUGCGAACGCCACCCAUUCAGUUGCAUAAACGAGUACUUGUACAAGAGUCAUGCUGACCGAUUGGCCUUGGAUGGGUAUCUCGAGGUGGGCUACGAUCGCAUUCACAUCGACGACUGCUGGGCCAACUGGCAGAGGGAUGGAAGUGGCAAAAUGGUGGAGAACAAGACCAGAUUCCCGUCCGGAAUGAAGGGAAUGGCUGAUUAUGUAGGUAUUGAGUAGAUUAGUGUCAGCUAUUCUUAUGUUAAACAUGAGUGUUAUCUUAUCAGACAUGUGCUUUUCUUACUGAUAUAAUCUACAUUAUAGUAUAAAAAGUAUUGUUUUUGGUUGUGAAAAUAAGUAUUAUUAAGUUAACUUGUGUGGGCAAAAAGUUUAGAGAACUUUAAAAUCUAAUUGUAAGAAGAAGUUAAGGUACGAUUAUAUUGUUUCAGAUCCACAAACUGGGCCUUAAGUUUGGAUCCUAUGGAGACUAUGGCUCCAAGACUUGUGCUGGCUACCCUGGCAGUAUGAACUACGAGAAGAUAGACGCCUUUACCUUCGCUUCGGAUUGGGAGGUGGACUAUGUUAAGUUAGAUGGCUGCAAUGCUAAUGCUGAUCAGUACAAGAAGGGAUACCCCUUGUUUGGGAAGUAUCUGAACCAGACUGGCAGACCUGUCGUCUAUUCCUGUAGCUGGCCUGCUUACAUCGACGACAAGAAGUCGAUCGACUACAAGACCAUCGUGGAGAACUGUAACUUGUGGAGGAACUACCAGGACAUCGCCAGCAGUUGGGACUCGCUCCUGGGCAUUAUCCAGGUUUACGUCAGGGAUCAGGAUCAGCUCAUUCCGAUUCAUGGCCCUGGACAUUGGAAUGAUCCUGAUAUGGUAUGUUGGCUGUGUCUUUAGGUGUUUUAAUAAGAUACGAUGAUUUUUCUAUUAAGUAUGAGGUUAUGUCACCGGUGACAUGAUGUCACCUUAUAUUAUAAUUAGAUUUACAGUUACUUUACUGUUUUUUAAAAUUUAUAUUGUUUUAGUUGAUCGUAGGCAACCCAGGAGUGUCAUUGGGAACAUCGCGAGUUCAAAUGGCAGUUUGGUCGAUAUGGUCAGCUCCGUUGAUCAUGUCCAACGACCUUCGUAUCAUACCACAAGAAUUUGCCGAUCUUCUCAAGAAUACCAGAGUAAUCGCGGUUAACCAAGACCCCUUAGGCAUCAUGGGACGAAUGGUCAAAAAGGUACUGUAACUUGUGAUUUAAGAUAACUUAGAUUAAAAAUGCGUUAAAAGGGCGCGAUAUUAACUGUUUUGGUAAAAAAAGAUUUGACUAAACAAAUUACUAGUUCUUUUGUUAUUAUGUGUCGCUUUAGACUCCACAAUUAUGGUACUUUGUGAAGCCGAUGACCCCUGUAUCAAAAGAUGGCAAACAACAUUCGUAUGCUAUCGCUGUCGUCAACUACUCUCGCCAUCCUGCAGUAAGUUUAUAUAGGUUUAUGUUACCGUAUUAUUAUUAUAAUUUAAAAUCUGUAUUUGAUCGGUGUACUGUAACUUCAGAAAUUCGAAUUUACUCUCGGCAACUUCAACAUCUCGAGUCCCAACGGCUUCGAGGUGCAAGAACUGUUUUUGGGCCAAAAAUUGGGUCAUCAUGACAAGAAUACAGUAAUCCAAAGCACUCUUCCGGUGCACGAUGCUUACUUUAUUAAGGCGACGAUAGUACAGUAA
Bursaphelenchus okinawaensis is the source of this 1800-nucleotide messenger RNA. Lineage: Eukaryota; Metazoa; Nematoda; Chromadorea; Rhabditida; Aphelenchoididae. The record is from the annotation of a GenBank genome assembly.